This is a messenger RNA of Fraxinus pennsylvanica, 1260 nucleotides long. The record is from the annotation of a GenBank genome assembly. Lineage: Eukaryota; Viridiplantae; Streptophyta; Magnoliopsida; Lamiales; Oleaceae.
AUGGAGCCCGAGCUCAAAGUAGCAUUUACCGAUACUUCAUUAGAUAAAUUUCGAGGAACCAUGGGGAUUAUAGAAAAGAUCAAAGAAAUUGAAGCGGAGAUGGCUCGAACCCAGAAAAAUAAAGCCACUGAAUAUCAUCUGGGUCAGCUCAAGGCUAAGAUAGCGAAGUUGAGGACACAAUUAUUGGAGCCCCCAAAAGGUUCUAGUGGAGCUGGAGAGGGGUUUGAAGUUACAAAAUUUGGCCAUGGACGUGUUGCACUAAUAGGAUUUCCCAGCGUUGGAAAAUCAACACUUUUGACAAUGUUAACUGGAACACACUCUGAAGCCGCAUCGUAUGAGUUUACCACGCUUACCUGUAUCCCCGGUAUUAUUCAUUAUAACGAUACUAAAAUCCAGUUGCUCGAUCUUCCUGGAAUCAUAGAAGGUGCAUCUGAAGGCAAGGGGCGUGGUAGGCAGGUCAUUGCCGUUUCCAAAUCAUCAGAUAUUGUGUUGAUGGUUCUGGAUGCUUCAAAAAGUGAAGGACAUCGACAAAUAUUAACGAAAGAGCUUGAAGCUGUGGGCUUGCGUCUAAACAAAAGACCGCCUCUGAUAUACUUUAAGAAGAAGAAAACUGGUGGAAUUUCUUUCAACAGCACCUUACAAUUAACUCACGUGGAUGAGAAGCUGUGCUAUCAGAUAUUACAUGAAUACAAGAUUCACAAUGCAGAGAUUUUAUUUCGUGAAGAUGCCACAGUGGAUGAUCUUAUUGAUGUAAUCGAGGGAAAUCGUAAAUACAUGAAGUGUAUAUAUGUCUACAACAAAAUAGAUGUAGCUGGUAUUGAUGAUGUGGACAGAUUAGCACGACAACCGAAUUCCAUUGUCAUUAGCUGCAACUUAAGGCUGAAUCUGGACCGGCUGCUAGCGAAAAUGUGGGAGGAGAUGGGUCUUGUCAGAGUUUAUACCAAGCCUCAGGGCCAGCAACCAGACUUCGGUGAUCCUGUGGUCCUCUCUGCUGGUAGAGGUGGCUGCAUAGUUGAAGAUUUCUGUGACCACAUUCAUCGGAGCCUGGUAAAGGAUGUGAAGUACGUAUUGGUUUGGGGCACAAGUGCAAGGCACUGCCCACAACACUGUGGCCUUACUCAUGGACUUCAGGACGAGGAUGUAGUACAGAUUGUUAAGAAAAAGGAGAGGGACGAUGGAGGCAGAGGACGGUUUAAAUCACACUCAAAUGCUCCUGCUCGAAUAUGUGACAGAGAGAAGAAGGCUCCUUUGAAAACAUAA